Messenger RNA from Colletotrichum aenigma, 1302 nucleotides. It is a transcript of the gene aclL-3, whose product is annotated as Cytochrome P450 monooxygenase aclL. The record is from RefSeq and is a predicted model, not a curated record. NCBI's taxonomy places the organism in Eukaryota, Fungi, Ascomycota, Sordariomycetes, Glomerellales, Glomerellaceae. The coding region runs from base 1 to 1302 and encodes 433 amino acids. The transcript is spliced from 7 exons. Gene Ontology annotation, molecular function: heme binding; oxidoreductase activity, acting on paired donors, with incorporation or reduction of molecular oxygen; monooxygenase activity.
AUGCUGAAGCUACAUCAAAAAUACGGCCCCGUUGUGAGAGUUGCGCCCAAUGAACUGUCGUUCAACACAGCCCAGUCCUGGAAAGACAUCUAUGACAAAAGGAAAGGCCAUAGCCCGUUCAUCAAGAGCGACUUUUAUGAUGGGGGGAACUUCGCUGCUGAAGCACACUCGAUAGUCAGUGUGCGAGACCCUGACGAACAUGCACAGAUGCGUCGAUAUCUCCGCGACGCCUUUUCGGAUCGUUCACUCAGGGAGCAAGAGUACCUCAUUAGCCAAGUGAUCGAUCACUUCAUCGACCGUAUUGGAGAGGAGGGAGGCAAGCCUGACGGUAUUGAUAUCGUCAUGUGGUUCAACUUGACAACAUUCGAUAUUAUCGGUAGUCUUGCUUUCGGUCAAUCUUUCGGCGGAGUCUCUUCAGGACAGGAGCAUCCAUGGGUCUCUAUUGUGGUUAAAAGUCUUAGAAUGGGAGCAAUGGCCGACUGCUUCAAAAGGUUUCCUUCGGUUGGAGCAAUCUUUCAGAAAGCCUUUCCGAGUCUUUUGACAAAGCUAAUCGAGGACACGCGGAAACACGAGGCUUACACCACGGAACUGGUUCAAAAACGAAUCAACCAGCAAAGUGACCGAAAAGACUUCCUCACCAAGAUCUUGGAGUAUCGGCAGACAGACAAUCUUUCCGACGUUCAGAUUGCAGCGCACUCGUCGGACUUUGUAAUCGCGGGAAGCGAGACGGCUGCGACGGCAUUAUCGUGCAUCACCUACUACCUUCAUCACAACUCCAGCAUCCUUGAACAACUCCGCCAGGAAAUCCGCACUUCAUUCAAAGCUUACGACGAGAUUAAUGACGCUUCAACCACGGGGCUAAAGUUAUUGAAUGCCAUCAUACUAGAGGGAAUGCGGAUGUACCCUCCACUCCCGUUCCCUCUCCCUCGGGUUGUUCCUCAAGGGGGAGAUACAGUUGACGGGCAUUUUAUUCCUGCAGGCACUGUUGUGUCAACCAAUCCUUUCGCUGCAUCAAUGUCACCGGAACAUUUUCAUGAGCCCUGGACCUUCAAACCUGAGAGAUGGAUGAACUCAAACAAAGAGGAUAUCCUCGAAGCAAGCCAGCCCUUCUCACUUGGAACCAGGAACUGUCUAGGGAAAAGUCUUGGAUGGAUGGAGCUUCGUAUUGUACUCGCCAAAAUGCAUUUCAAGUACAAUCUGGAGUUGUUGGAUCCCAGCAUGGACUGGCAUACGUCGUCGCAGAUGCACACUCUUUGGCAAAAGCCAACUAUGAAGGUCACUGUUCAGCCUGUUGCUCACUAA